This is a messenger RNA of Vespula vulgaris, 2245 nucleotides long. RefSeq lists its product as uncharacterized. The coding region runs from base 142 to 1500 and encodes 452 amino acids. Lineage: Eukaryota; Metazoa; Arthropoda; Insecta; Hymenoptera; Vespidae. Gene Ontology annotation, molecular function: carbohydrate binding. The transcript is spliced from 6 exons. The record is from RefSeq and is a predicted model, not a curated record.
GUCACCACUGCAAAUAGAAAUUUGUUAAGUGAAGGCCAAGAAGGCGCGGGUCGUCUUUUUGUACGCAGUGGUGACGCCUUAUAUCUCGAGUUUGAAAAUUUAUCAUUUUUUUCAUAUAUUUUAUCUCUAAUUUAUUAUAAAAUGGCAACUGAAGUAGCUACAAAUCCAGAAAUUCCUUACGUAGGAGCAGUUGAAAAUGGUUUAGUACCUGGAAAAAUGGUAAGAAUUCGGGGUAAAGUCCCUGCAAAUGCAGUGCGGUUUGCUGUUAAUUAUCAAUUGGGACCGAUAUUAAAUCCAAGAGAUGAUAUAGCUAUUCAUAUAUCACCUCGAUUUUCUGAUGGUGUUAUUACAAGAAAUCAUAUUGAAUCCAUGACAUGGGGAGCAAAUGAAAAUGAAGGUCCUCUGUGUAUACAACCUGGUCAAGAAUUUGAAAUGAUUAUUUUAUGUGAUCAUUUGAAUUAUAAAAUUGCUAUAAAUGGCAGGCAUUUCGCAGAAUUUGCACAUCGGUUACCAUACCAGAAAGUUACGUAUUUAGUAAUCGAUGGUGAUGUUGAAGUAUCUAGCAUUAUCUAUGAAAAUGUACCGGUUGGAUCACCACAUUCCUCGCCACCUAUACCAGUUCCAUCUGCAGACUUUGGUCCUCCUCAACCAGGUGGUUUGUAUCCAAGUCUGGAUACAAAAUCAAUCCCAGGAGGAUAUGGUCCUCCACCUCCUGGUUAUGGUCCAUCAUCUUCUCCAUAUGGCCCUUCGAAUGGAAAUAAUCAGUCGAGCGAAGAAAAAGAUUCGUUUGGUGGUUUAUUCAGUAAUAUACCUUGGAGUGGAUUAGUUGCUGCAGGUAGUAUGGCUGCAAUGGAAUAUGCCAAUAGAAAGAAAGAAGAAGAACAACUUGGAAAAUUAGAUGCUUCCAAUGCAUCAACAAAGAGUGACAGUGGUUUAGGACUAUCAAGUACAUUUACUGCUUUAGCCACCAAUUUAGCAACCACUGCUUUACAAAGAAACUUACAUGCACAGCAAGGCUAUCCUUCUCAAGGAAGUGGCGGUGAUGUUCUUGGAUCUAUUCUUGGAGCAUUAGGUGGGGCUGGAGCACAACGACCAGCGUAUCAACCACCUCCACCUCCAUCCUCCAAUAAUGACCCAUUAACUGGAGCAUUAGGAUCUAUUCUUGGUGGAGUUCUUGGAGGUGGUGGAAAUCAUCAUCAACAACCAGCAUAUCAACCCUCAGGAGGCUAUGGUGGAUAUUCAGCACCAUAUGGAUCUCAGCAAGGAUCUGGUGGUUCAAGCUUCUUGUCCGGUAUAGGUUCUACACUUGGUACAUCAUUACUAAGUUCUGCUAUAGAUGGAUUAAGCAAACAUGGGAAAGGUAGAUCUCAUGAACAUUCUCCAAGUUAUGUAACACCAAAUGCACCAAUGCCUUCUGCGCACAUGAAUAGUCCUCCAAAAUCAGAGGGAAACAAAUUGUCAGCGGAUGAAAUAUCUAAAGGACUUGGCCUUGAAGAUUAAAUGCUUAUUUUUAUAGAAGAGGUGAACAAAAAUUAGUAAGAAAAGUGCCUCUACAUAAGAAAAAUUAUUGCAAAAAUUAUAUCAAAAUUAAUAUAUUGCUCUCUCUAUUUUAAAGAUCUGAAGUAUUAAGUUUUGCAUUUUAUAUACCUGCAAUUACAUUUGCAGUUUUUGUGUGGCUUAAAAAUAAAUCGUAAAUAUAUACAAAUAAUUGAAGAAAAAAACACGCGUAGAAGUCAAAAAAUAUGCUUUUAGCCUAUACAAACAUCACAUUAAAAUAACAAAAAUAUUAGAUGUUUACUGCCAAGUGUUUCGUUCGUUAAUGUUAUUAAUUGCUAUGACUUAACAAAUAUCCUAUAACAGAUGGUAAAGAGGGAAUGUGUGAUUAACAAAAUAUAAUAACAGAUUGUUGGAAACGAUCUAUGUAACUUCAUAUAUUUUCUGGUAUAAUUGCUAUCUUCGUUUUUCGUUUCGAAUGACUACGUUCUUCCAAUACGCGUGAUGCAACCAUCACAUUAUAUAUCUUAUUUUUGUUAUUCCCUAACUCUCUUCAACACAGGAUUUAAUCAACAGCACAAAUGAAUUUACCAAAUAUGUUGCUAUUUUUAUGACUUAUAUUUUUAUAAAGAAUUGAUGUUUUUAAAAUGAAUAUAUUCUAUCUUACACGUUGUACGAUUAUUUAAAAUGUUAUACACGUUGCUAUUUAUUGUACUUGUUUUGAAAAAUAAAUUAGAAGAAAUGAAAUAUA